This is a messenger RNA of Suillus paluster, 1125 nucleotides long. RefSeq lists its product as uncharacterized. The transcript is spliced from 14 exons. NCBI's taxonomy places the organism in Eukaryota, Fungi, Basidiomycota, Agaricomycetes, Boletales, Suillaceae. Bases 1 to 1125 code for a protein of 374 amino acids. The record is from RefSeq and is a predicted model, not a curated record.
AUGGCCCUAGUCUCAAAUGAUCGCAGUUGGUGGCCGCUCAUUAAUAUGACUCGUAUUUCCAGCUAUGUUGUAGCGCUGACACUCGCACAAGAGGUUGAACUGGUCUGGGUGCGCUAUCUUGGACUAGUAUAUGCUGUGUGCGAGGUUUUGUAUCUCGUACAACAGUGGACGAAUAACGUUGUAAUGGCGAUGCUGGGUGUAUUUGUCUGCUUGUCUGUCGACAUCGUCGGUGGAGUACUCACCAUUAUAACAACAAUGUACAUCUUAGCCGAGGAGUUCAUUCUCUCCGGUACCCAUCUCUGCACCAUCAACUUUAAGGAAGACGUCCAACCUCUCAAUGCCACACCUUGGAUACUCACUACUGCAUGGGAGAUCCUCGCACUUUGUCUUGCAGCCUGGAUUGCUGUAAAACACUUCCGUGAACUGCGACAACACUCGACUGGAGGGAUUAUCGGGGACUGUUUCACAGUGUUAAUGAGUUCUCACGUGAUUUACUUUGCAAGUUCCGGACGUGCUAGCACUGUUGCUACUUCGUGCUUUAAGAUGGGUUAUUUGUCUCCGGCGUUAUCAACGAGCCCAUACUCCCCGGUAUUUAUCAUCUAUGACGGCAUCGUUCAAGUUUUUACGGUCGUGCAAAUGUUUGUGCUGGGACCACGCCUGAUUCUUGGCAUUCGAGAAUAUCACGCCAAGCUCGUGGCCGUCUCGGAUACAGCAACCGCCAUGACUUCGAUUGCAUUUCAGGAGCGCAUACAUGUGUCAACUAGCAGUAAUAGUCGUUCAACAAUCAUUGUUGGAAUCCGACGAGACGAAGGAAACGGAAGACGGACCGUAGAAGAUGAGAGUGAAACAGUACGAGCGCAACCAAACAUCUCAGGUCUUUUCAUAGAGCCUGAGAUCUCCCGCUUCGUGCGCCGCUCGCCUGAACUCACUUUAAUCAUCACUUCUUUUCUUUGCGACGGUCAUUUAUCCCUAACGCGCGGAUUUAUUGGCACAAGAGUUAGGUGGUUACAUAGGGAUCAGAUCGUAUUCUACAUCCAAGCACUGCACGAGCCGGAAGGGAGGAGCGAAUUGCCUAACUUCGUCUUCCCGUUCCUUUUUUCUUUGUUUGUCCGAUUGUAUAACUGA